Messenger RNA from Tauraco erythrolophus (red-crested turaco), 1170 nucleotides. The record is from RefSeq and is a predicted model, not a curated record. NCBI's taxonomy places the organism in Eukaryota, Metazoa, Chordata, Aves, Musophagiformes, Musophagidae.
AUGAAGCUCCUCCUGCUCCUCGGCUGUGUGGCUCUGGCCCAGUGCCUUGUCUCCAGGGUCCCUCUGAAGAAGUCGAAGUCCCUGCGGCAGACCCUGCGGGAGAAUGGCUUGCUGGAGAGCUACCUGGAGCAGCACCCCUACAACCCGGCCGCCAAGUUCUACAGCUCCGGCUCUGCCAGCGAGAGCAUGGAAAACUACCUGGAUGUGGAAUACUUCGGCACCAUCUCCAUCGGUACCCCAGCCCAGGAUUUCACUGUCAUCUUUGACACUGGCUCCUCCAACCUGUGGGUGCCCUCCAUCUACUGUGACAGCGAGGCCUGCACCAACCACAACCGCUUCAACCCAGAUGACUCCUCCACCUUUGUCAGCACCAAUGACAGCCUCUCCAUCACCUACGGCACUGGCAGUAUGACUGGCAUCCUCGGCUACGACACCGUCACUGUCUCGAGCAUCGAGAUCACCGACCAGAUCUUCGGGUUGUCCGAGACCGAGCCUGGCGAUUUCUUCUACUACGCUCCCUUUGAUGGCAUCCUGGGGCUGGCCUUCCCAAGCAUUUCCUCCUCUGGAGCCACCCCUGUCUUCGACAACAUGAUGUCGGAAGACCUUGUGUCCGAGGACCUCUUCUCUGUCUACCUGAGCAAGGAUGACGACAGCGGCAGCUUUGUCCUCUUCGGUGCCAUCGAUGACUCCUACACUACCAACGGCAUCGACUGGAUCUCCCUCUCUGAAGAAACCUACUGGGAGAUCACCAUGGAGAGCUUAUCCAUUGAUGGGUCGACUGUUGCCUGUGCCUCUGGCUGCCAGGCCAUCGUGGACACCGGCACCUCGCUGCUGGCCGUGCCCGAGGGUCCCCAUGACUCCCUGGGACACGUGGUCCUUCUUGGGGUGGCUGCUGACCACCACUUGCUGCUAUGUCCUCCCCUCCAGAUCAGCUGCGAUGAUGUCAGCAGUCUGCCUGAUGUCGUUGUCCACAUCGAUGGCAAAUCUUUCCCCUUGUCAGCCGAUGCCUACGUGAUACAGAGCGACGGAGUCUGCACCCUUGGCUUCGAAGGCAUGGACGUUGACACCGAGGAGGGCGUGAUCUGGAUCCUGGGAGAUGUCUUCAUCCGCGAGUACUAUGUGAUCUUCGACAGGGCCAACGACAAGAUUGGGCUAUCCCGGCUGUCCUGA